UAAAAUGACACAUUCACUAUUUAGUACGUCCCGGGAUCUCAACAGUAUCGGUGCUUGCGAAGUGUGGUUGUAGCUGGAAGGUUCCUGUCAAGAAGCUGUUGUAUCUGAAUCUAACAACAUGAGUCCACCAAUCAAGCGGCCGUCUAGCGAAAUAGUAGCCGAGGGCAGUCAAGAUGACGACAUAUCUACACAAGUAGAACCCGCGGCCUAUAAAAGUCAUUUAUGGAACGUAAGGCAGACAAACAUUUCUUAUGUUAGUCUGCCUCCAAAAAAAAGACUUAAGUUUUUGACACAACCGUCUGCGUCUAGACACUGGACAGAGAAGAAGUUAAGGUUUCCGAAGGCAGUAGGAAGCUUUGACUAUGAACUCACAGACGACGAGAAUGAACCUCCAGCUGACCCUGUGGAUCCACAACCAAGUGAGAGUGUCGACGAGAAUGAACCUCUACCUGACCCUGUGGAUCCACAACCCAGUGAGAGUGUCGACGAAAAUGAACCUCCAGAAUCCACAGGGUCACCUGUGGAUCCACAGUCGAGUGAGAGUAUCAGCGAUAAGGAAAACAUCGAAUUAUCCGACACCACAGAAUCUGAGUCGGAAGAUGAGGAUCUCGAACAGGAAAUGGCGAGAAGAAAGACUAAACCUGAUAUGAUGGCGAUCGGUGAUGGUCACGUGUACGUGCCGAAGUGCGUCUUCAAAUGCGUCGACUGGACCUCACACACUAUUGCUACGAGAAAGUUGUUGUUGGCAGUUUUCCCGCGAAGAACGUUGGGAACUAGUUCGCUGACAGGCAAGCGUUCCCCGGCUUUCCCUCACCUGGCGCCGAAGAAAAAAUUGCCCGCCAAGAUGGUCUCCGAUAUCAUACAGACCGUGGCGGAGCGAUGUCGUGUAUCGACAGGCCUAGUGCGCACCGCCAUCACAAGCAAGUGCGCAGACGAAGGGAAAUUGCUAAGAGAGAGCCGGAGAAACUAAUUUUCCAACUUCUAAUUUGAUUAAUCGUGCAUGUCCUGGGGUCGUGGCCGUCUCAGCUCGCCAAGUUUUUUUUUAUUAUUUGACAUUUUUGACUAUGUUUCAAUUUAAUUAAGUUAGUUUAAAAUAAU
Molecule: messenger RNA, 1098 nt
Organism: Ostrinia furnacalis (Asian corn borer)
Lineage: Eukaryota; Metazoa; Arthropoda; Insecta; Lepidoptera; Crambidae
Product: early boundary activity protein 1-like
Exons: 8
Coding region: 119-970 (283 amino acids)
Biological process (GO): positive regulation of neuron differentiation; negative regulation of Notch signaling pathway
Cellular component (GO): nucleus
Molecular function (GO): DNA binding; transcription corepressor activity
Source: RefSeq, a predicted model, not a curated record